AUGAGUGGAGAAGCCAACACUCCAAAGGUGGAACUGAAGCUCCAGUUAUCUCCACCUACUCCUGGGGCAGCUAACCAACCAGCAGCUGUCAUGUCGCCCAAUGCAUCGGUCUCCUCAUCGGAAAUGUCUUCGGGAGGCUCGUGCGUGUCUUCUGAGCCGCCCAGUGGCCCGGACAGUUACGAAGGAACGCCGAUGAUGCUAGUGAGAUGUCCACUGUGCCUCAUGUAUGUCAUGCUGUCGGAGGUGGAUCCCAAGUGCCCCAAAUGCAAAAGCACCGUCUCGCUUGAUUUUCUAAACCAGGACAACUCAAAAAAAUAA
This is a messenger RNA of Hibiscus syriacus, 318 nucleotides long. RefSeq lists its product as uncharacterized. Lineage: Eukaryota; Viridiplantae; Streptophyta; Magnoliopsida; Malvales; Malvaceae. The transcript has a single exon. The coding region runs from base 1 to 318 and encodes 105 amino acids. The record is from RefSeq and is a predicted model, not a curated record.